This is a messenger RNA of Phytophthora nicotianae INRA-310, 1492 nucleotides long. RefSeq lists its product as hypothetical. Bases 345 to 1415 code for a protein of 356 amino acids. The record is from RefSeq and is a predicted model, not a curated record. NCBI's taxonomy places the organism in Eukaryota, Oomycota, Peronosporomycetes, Peronosporales, Peronosporaceae. The transcript has a single exon.
CUCAGCACACACGACUCUGACGGCGUCGUCCUCGUUCUGGAAUGUAAACUUUUUCGGAAUAGCUCGACCUGAUGCAUCGAAGUCGAAAAGCUCUCUACACAACGAAAAUGGUCAUCAACACGCACAAUUCCCUGGUCACACCGCUAUUACCUGGUUGCAAGGACUGCUUCACGGUCCAAACCAUACUCGGCGCUGCACUCUAGCCUCUCAUAAAGCUCAACCCGUUCGCGUCGCCACUUGGUCUUGGUCGUCUCCAUGAUCUGAUACUUUGAACCCGUCUCUGUGCGCUCCACACGUUUCGUGGGCCACAUCUCGAUAUCGGCAUCAAGGAGUCAACCGCCACAAUGGGGCAGGACAGCGCGUAUGUCGUGGUGCUUUAUUACAAGUACGUGCGUCUUUGUGAGACGCAAGAAGAGCUGAAAGUCGUUGCGGAGGCCCAUGAACAACUGUGCUCUUCCCUGGGCCUCACUGGUCGCGUGCGUCUCGCACUCGAAGGCAUCAACGGAACGCUGGGCGGUUCUAGCGCCAGUGUGGAGAACUACAUCGACGCAAUGAAGCAGCAACCGCAAUUCACCGACGUGGACUGGAAGACCAGCUCGUCACAGGUCGAGCCAUUCCCUGAGCUACAAGUGCGUGUCGUAUCAGAGAUCGUGGCUCUGGAACUGCCGGGCGACGCCUACGACUUGAGUCUACGGGGCAAACACUUGACCCCAGAGCAGUUCCGGGCCGAGCAAUUAAGCUCUGACCCCGAGUCUAUCGCUCUCAUAGACGUUCGCAACACGUACGAGUUCAACGUCGGCCACUUUACGGGGGCCUUGAACCCCAAGACUCGUCGCUUCGGACAGUUCCCGCAGUGGGUUCGAGACGAGUUGCCUAUGCUACAACAGAAGGACAAGGUGCUCAUGUACUGCACAGGCGGCAUCCGGUGCGAGAAGGCUUCAGCUUAUCUGAAGCACUUGGGACUGGAGAACGUCUAUCAGUUGGAAGGAGGUAUCCACCGCUACCUCGAGCGCUUCCCAGACGGCGGGGGUCUCUUCCAAGGCAAGAACUUCGUCUUCGACCAGCGCGUGACCAUGGCGUCCGAGGACAAGACGGUCACAGGACAAUGCGAGCGCUGCCAGAUGCCGCACGAUACGUUAUCGGGCACCCGGUGCGCUUACUGCCGCAUGCACGUUUUGCUCUGUGAAUCGUGUCGCGAGAGUGCGAAGGCCCGUGGAGAGACCGACGAUGACGUGUUCUGUGACGAACACUCGCCGUUGGUCUCCGGAUCACUGGGAGACCUUGAAAUGCGCGUCAAGGCGCUCCAAGACUCGCUGUUGAACGAGCAGGGUCGAGAGAAGAAGGGCCGUCGUCGCUCACUACGCAAGCAGCUCGAUACUGUCCAGCGCCGGAUACAACGCCUUGUUACCGCUUAAACUACUGUCUAACAUGACACAGCAUGAUGCCGACAAUUGACUUGCUCUUGAGCCUGCUCCUCGCGUAUCCAUUUUCG